Molecule: messenger RNA, 3193 nt
Organism: Xenia sp. Carnegie-2017
Lineage: Eukaryota; Metazoa; Cnidaria; Anthozoa; Malacalcyonacea; Xeniidae
Product: metabotropic glutamate receptor 8-like
Biological process (GO): G protein-coupled glutamate receptor signaling pathway; regulation of synaptic transmission, glutamatergic
Cellular component (GO): membrane
Molecular function (GO): adenylate cyclase inhibiting G protein-coupled glutamate receptor activity
Source: RefSeq, a predicted model, not a curated record
UCACUUCCUAUAUUGAUAUUAUUGAACUUAAAAACAUAACACAAAAAUGUAAACCAAAAAGCAGUGCAUGGCCCGUGCGAAUGAUUGAUAGACAUCAUGUUAAAUUUGAAACUUCACAUACGUUUCUUCUGUUCAACAAUUUAGAAUUCAAAUCUAGACCAUAUUUCAUUAUCGUAAGUGCGAAGUUGUUGCAACGGAAACAAAUAUUGACAACUCAUUUUCAUUUUAAGUGUUGACGACGAAGAGGACAUUUGUAUUUUCCAAAGAGACUCAAAGCAUCGGGAGGAAGAAACGAUCUUAACGCCUUCUAUAUCGUCAUGUUAAUAAUUAUUUUCGUUAUAGCAAUGCUUGCCUGCGAGGUAAAAAUGUCGGCUUGGAACGCAAAAAAUGACGAAGGUGCACUCCAUGUUGACGGAGACAUCAUUUUGGGCGGGCUGUUUCCGCUUCACAAAAAAAGCAAAAAAGAUGAAAACACGUGUGGUCCCUUUAGUGAAGUACCAGGUUUCCAAUACAUGGAAGCGAUGCUCUUCACGAUCCGAGAAAUCAACUCCGAUCCCAACAUACUCCCAAACAUCACACUGGGCAAAGAAUUUCAUAAAAUGACAUUGUCAAGUAAUCGCAAUUCUACGUUGGCAGGAGUAAUCGGGGCGCUUAGUAGCGGGGUUUCUGAAACUGUUGCAAAUUUUCUUCGUGUCUUCGAGAUUCCUCAGAUCAGCUAUUCUUCAACGAGUAUCAUCUUAAGUAACAAAGAUAUCUACAGUUACUUUCUGCGCGUCGUUGCACCAGAUUCAUUUCAAGCUCAGGCAAUGGUUGAUAUUCUCGUAGAGUUUAAUUGGACUUAUGUCUCCACCAUCAACUCAGCCGGACCAUACGGUACGGAAGGUAUGAAAAGUUUACGGAAGUGGCCCAACGGAAUGAUACUUCUACGAAUUUUGGGAACAUCGAUUCAAUUGUCUUCCCAAGACCGUUGCUGGGAGCCAAUCCAAAAUUGCCAAGGCGACGAAUCUCUUGCCGACGUCGAUAUUGAAUACAGUCCAGUCAGGGUGGUAAUCAAUGCCGUGAACGCAUUUGCCAAAGCGUUGCAUAGCCUGCACAAAGAGCUGUGCCCAAACAAAAGUGGGCUGUGCUUCAAGAUGAAUCGUAUUGAAAGACGGAGAUUGUUGGACCACCUCAAGAAUGUAUCUUUCUGGGAUCCGUCCGUGAAUAGCGCGUUCAGGUUUGAUCAGAAUUACGAGGUCAGCGGCAUGUACGACAUCGUCAAUUUUCGACAGGAAGAUGGCGUCAAUAAAUACAUCCGAGUGGGAACCUGGGACGGUGACAUAAACGAAACCGGUCAUAUUACGUCACGGUUGAUAAUUAAGAAGAAAAUAACUUGGCUGAAAGGUGAAAGUAAUCCACCUUCGUCUUUCUGUACAAAAACAUGUCGCCAUGAUGAGACUAGCGUACGGAUACCAACGUUCGAUUUUAAAUGCUGCUGGAGUUGCCAUGAAUGCGAACCACAAGAAAUAGUUAACAACAACACAUGCGUCAGCGGUCCUGUAGGUUGGCUUCCUAACAUGAACCGCAGUGGAUGGGUAAAACGCAAGGUGGUCUUUGUCGAUUGGAACAACGGUUUAUCAAUUGCAUUGGUGACUUUAUGUUUUAUGUCGCUUGCACUCACGUUUGCUGUAUUUGCGUCAUACAUCUUACACAAAAAUCACACCUUAAUAACGGCGGGCGGGCGGGAGCUGAGUUUUAUUCUGUUACUUGGUAUAAUUUUGUUUUAGCGUGCCCAUGUUAUUUUGAGAAAACCACAGAAAUCCAUCUGUUUGGCGCGAAAUUUGAUGACAGGCCCCACGCUCACAAUGUGUUAUGCUCCCAUGUUGAUGAAGAUCCACCGACUGUAUCAGACCACUAUGAACGCAACCACGACGACACAAAAAAUCUUAACAAACCGCAUGCAACUGUUGGUAACGAUUGGCAUGGUAACAACACAACUCUUCUUCACAACUCUAUGGUUAACCAUCAAUCCUUCGUAUCCCGAAGAGAAUUACUACAGCGAAAGAGAGGAACUGGUGCUAGAAUGCACCCCGGAUGUUGUGGGUUUUACAGUCAAUCUCAACUACGUCAUGCUGCUGAUGAUAUUGUGUACAGUGUACGCAUUCAAGUCGAGGAAGAUCUUGGAGACUGUCAACGAGUCGAAGUACCUUCUCUUCACAAUAUUUACGUUUGCGUUGCUUUCCAUUCAACUCAUGUUCACAACUCUUUGGUUUAUUGCAAAACCAGUGACGGCAACUGAGAAAUAUUACAGCAAUCGCAAAGAGCUAGUCCUGGAAUGCGAAGUUGACCAGCUCAGCUUCUCCGUAAACUUGUGCUAUGUUAUGGUUCUCAUGAUACUUUGCACCGUCUAUGCCUUCAAGACGCGGACAUUCCCGAAGAAUUUCAAUGAGUCCAAGUACAUUGGGAUAACCAUGUACAUCACGUGUGCCGUGUGGCUCGGUUUUUUCCCAUUCUACUUGAACACGAAGGACAGUUCGACGCAUAUUUAUCUCAUUUCGUUGGCAAGUAUCGUGAUAGGCCUGAUCACACUAGUCGGCCUGUUCUCGCAAAAGAUUUACAUCAUCUAUUUCGUGAAGAAUCUACGGAAUGAUGACUUGGUGAUGACGUCACGAUCUACUCAACGGCAUUUGCCUGGUUCCGAGGAUCGACGAGAAAUCUCGAACCACGUGAAUGAUAUGACGGAUAAAAAGCUAAACGGACAUAGUGAUGCGUCGUGAUGAAGUAUGGAAACGAUGAUUUUUAAUUAUUCGAUACACUUGUUAUGUUACAAUAGUUAUGCUGUGCACUAUUUAUGUUGCAUCUGUGUUGUAAAACUUGUAUAACAACAGUGCCGUUGUACAAAUUACGAAACACAAAACAUGCUUACAAAAGAACAUUGAACAAUUUGUGUUACAUAAGUUAUGUUACAAUGGCUAUGUUGCAUUUGCCAUGUUAUACAAGUUACAUUUAACACUUGGUAUGUUAGAUAAGUUAUACUACAAUGGCUAUGUUGCAUUUGUCAUUUAACACAAGUUAUGUUAUGGUAAACAUACCCCACACCAGUUAUUUUACACUUAUCAUGCAGAACUGUAAAUAUUUUAUGAUAAGAUAACGAGAUAUUGAAGCAAUAUUUAAUAUUCCUAAAAAAUAUGGAUGACGGCUAUUGACCUUAAAA